UCCUGGGGCUAUGUAAACACGUGCUGACAGUCAACUAGAAGAAAACAUUAUUUGAUAGCCCGGGAAUUGUUCAAGCUGUGAAUGAAUUUAAAGACGUGUCGAAAACUUAACGUUGCUUGGCGAGGAAGGUUCGUCUUGUACGAGACUGAGCACAGGAGUCUCUGUACACCGGAAUUGUGGAUGAAGGUGGCUCCCGAUUAAUCUAUCUUUCCAUGGUGAGGUAGAGAAGUGGAUGAGUCUGAAGUGAUUUAGAUACAGGAGACUGGUUUUAUGAGUCAAUUCCAGCGGACAUUACUAUUUAUCUCCAUUUAAAUUGUCAAAUGGAUUUGUUUGGAUUUGCAAUCUAAUCCUUGACAAAUCGGUGACACUUAACUUGAGGAAAUUGAAAGAGCGUCAUAUGUAUUAUAAGGCUUAACCUUACCUUUAUUUAGACAGCUUGGUGAUUAUAUGAAUUUUCUAACAAUCUGAUUACUGGGAGAUAGAGAAAUGGAAACUGAUAACACGGCUAAAGGUGACAACACGAAUGGUUGCGUAGUGACGGAUGACGGAAACUGUGAGGGUAAUAUGUUGGAUGGUCGAUCUCGAUGUCACUUGCUGAAACGAUCUGAGAGCUUGCGGACGAGAAGACUUGGGCGGAUUGCUGUCCCCACGAUCACUGUCCAGGGAGCCGACGAUAGCAAUGUUGAGCCGAAGUGCGUGAGUAAAUUUACCAAAUCACAUUCUCUAGAUGAGGGCAUGGAGGAAAGUUUCAAACCCGGCCUAGAGUUCAACAUUGUUGUUUCUCCCAAAAAACUUGUCUCCUUGUCGAAAACCACUUUUGGGAAAAACUUGAAAAAGGCCGAAAUGUUGACCAGUGUUAAAAUCAAUGGCGUAGGAAUUUCCCAUCUGGAUGAAGUAGAUGGAACCAAAAAUCAAAUGAUGAAAGAUGUUGAUUCAGACCAGGAAAAUGUUCCAAAUGGGAGGAAAGUUAUGCUUGAUUUAGCUGAUAAACUCCCAGAGAGGAGGACUUCAGUUCCAAGAGCAAGAAAGACCUCCGCUCAGUCGAUCGCUCCAGUCAGACGCUUGUCGCCAGUUCCAAAACGUGUCCCAGAUGCUGCAGAGCGGAAGCAGUCCUUAACGAAUCUGAUGGACUCUGGGAAGAAACGUCGUGAUUCGGUUGCCGCUUUGCCGUCAGCUAAAUCCUUCAUCCCGCCAUCCACAAAACAUCGUCGGCUGAGUUUAGCUCCAACUCCGUCGAUACCACGACGACGAAGCAGCGUCAAAGACACACUUUCAUCUUAUGUUGGACCGUCCGGGAAGGAUGGACAUACGAAGCGCGUGCGUGAACUGUUAACAAACAAUGGCUUACCGUUCGGACUUGAUCAGGAAGAACUUAAAAAUAUUCAGAUUGUGAAAGAUCAAAUAGACGUGUCCAUCCCUAUUUUCAACGUCACUGAAACUAAAAUCUGCUUCACUGACAUCAAGACCAUUGAGGAUGCCAUCAGGCAUCUCCGACCGGAUGUCACGGUACUCAAAUCUCCCCCGACAAAUGACGAUGGGAAGGGGAAAAAUGAUCAUCAUGGUGCUCUGCCCAUGCAAGACAAACCAGACAAAAUGCACGAAAAGAUGCCAGGGAUGGGCCUGGCCGCUAUCACGGAGGCAGAACCAUCUACAACCAGAGAUGAGGCUACCCACAGCAACAGUCCAGACAACAUGCUCGACAAGAUCCCCGGACAAGGCUUGACGGUUAUUACCGAGGACCAGCCAAAACGGUCGAGAAAAGAUUCAACAAAUGACGAACUUAAUACAAAUGAGCGCAAGUUUUCAAUCCGGACAUGUGUGAAGCGCAUGCGUGAGGAUACGGAGGACUACGAGCGGCAGUUGCUGGGAUGUAAAAGUGUUGGGACAUAUGCCAGCAUGGAGACGCUGCAUGUGCUGUUAUCCAAACAGGACGCCAUCCGCUGUGUGCUGGAGGCGAUGAACACGUUUCCUGACAAGGCGGAACUGCAGUUCAGCGCAUGCGCAUCACUCCUACAAAUGGCAUCGGCGUCAGAGGCCAAUUGUUACAUCAUCCAGCAGAAUCAAGGCAUCCCUGUGCUGCUGACGGUAAUGAAGAGCUACUCGGAGAAUGUCCGCCUCAUCCGGAUCCUGCUCAACAUCAUCGGCUAUAUCUCCUCAAGUGAUGAAUUGUCCGUGCAGCUGCUACAAUACGGCUGUCACUCGCAAGUCCUGGGGGCCAUGUCGCAACAUGCUGAUGACAACUCUAUUAUAAAACAAUGCCUCUUUAUUCUUGGCAACCUUGUCACAACAGUUGAAACCGCCAAGCAGAUCAUGCUUGUGGGCGGGGUUCACACCGUCAUUGACAUGAUGGAAACAUUCCCGGAUGAUGUCGACAUCUUGGAAAAUGGCUGUCGUGCCUUGGGGAGCUUUGCGGCUUAUGAUGAUACAUGUCUGGACGUUGGUCAGGCCGGAGGCACCAGAUCGGUCUUGGACGCUAUGACGUCAUCACCGGACAAUGUUUGUGUCCUUGAGUGUGGCUGCUGGGCACUUGCUUGUCUCUCUACCAUGGCCGACUCCUGUGAGGAGAUGCAUCAGCUGGACGGGGUGUACGCCCUACUGGCCACCCUGGAGGAACACCCGGAGGAGGAGAGCCUGCAGGAGUAUGGGGUCAGAACCAUCUGUAACCUGGCGGCGCUCGAGACGACGAUACAGUCGGUGUCGACUGAGAGGGUGUUGUCGAUCUUACAGCGGCUCAUGUCACAGUUCUCCGACAACGUGGAGCUUCAGGGUCAAGUCAUGUUCGCCCUCAGCCAGAUUGCGAUGUGUGGAGAUGAAAUGCAGCAUUGUAUCCUGAGGAAGGGAGGUGUGCGGUCAGUCGUGACCAUCAUGGACGUACACCCAGAGGACAUUGCCAUUCAAGAGCAUGGUUGUAGAAUCCUGGGGAAUUUGGCUGUCAAUGAAACCAUCAGACGUCAAACGGAAGAAGAGGGCGCCUCUCGCGUGGUGAUCGCCGCCAUGUUGGCUCUUGACACGUGCGAGGAUAUACAGGAAUAUGGCUGCAUGGCGCUGAUGAACCUCACUGCUGACAUUAAAGUCAACAAAAUCCGUGUUAAGAAUAAUGGCGGUGUCCUUGCGCUUCUGAGUUCUCUCAAAAAUUUUGACAGUCGUCCAAACAUCAUCUUGUCGUCACUGAAGACACUGGGCAACAUCGUCGAACUUGACGAGGUAUGCCGGCUUGUGAUGGACGAACGUGGACUGCGGACAGUGGUGGACAUAGCACGUGGUCACAGCGUCGAUCAUGACAUUCAGGUGUUUGCCGCCAUGGUGCUUUGUGGGCUCUCGCGACUGAAAAAUCUGAGCACAGAGGAGGUUGAGAUGAUUGACAGGACGAUGACGAGGAUGUUGUCACUGCCGUCGCUGGACGCUGACAUCACGUUGUUCGUUUGUCAGACGUUCGAGAACCUUCUAAAUACAGAGCGCGGUAUGCACGUGUUUAUGUCCGGGAAGAGACUCGAUGUGAUACUGACCACGAUGCAGAAAUUCAGUGCCCACCCCGAGAUCCUUCAGUGCGGCUGUAAAAUCAUCGCUGUUGUAGCACUGGAUGUCCGCCAUGAAAUGACAACAGACGCUGUAAGGAGUGUACUUCACGCAAUGAAAACAUACAGCGACUCCAAGGAUUUGCAGAUUGUGGGAUGUGGAGCUCUGUCAUGCAUCAGUGAAAACAAUGGAUCACUGGCGGCGUUCGUGCUAGAAAACGAUGGAGUGCUGCGCAUCUCAGACGCUUUAGAUCUGCACCCAGGGGAAGAUCGCCUCCACGCUGUGGCACUCAUGGCUCUCGCUAACCUCUCGCCCGUCGAAUCAUCUCGAAACCCAGCUUUGUUUCAUACAAUCCAAGAUCUCGUCUACGGCGCGAUGGCGAGAUUUCCCGAGAAUUUAGAGAUUCAAAUCUGUGCCUGCAGCGCCAUCGCUCAGUGUAACCCCACAGCGGGCAACAAAUCGUCUGAGUUCCUGGAGGCUCUCAAAUACACGAUGAGGAGACACGGCGGGAAGGAGGAGAUUCACAUCCCCCUGGCUAAGGCUCUCAAGUGCUUCUGGCGAGGCGGACAAAAAGGUGUUAUCACGAAAAUACUGGACACAAACCCAGUUUUCCAAAACGUAUUCACUGCAGAACUACAGGAAGCGGAAGUGGUCUGCGUUAGGUAAAAGUGACAGAGUGAGGAGGAUGAGAAACUGUAAAAAAGGUAGAAGAUCUACGAACUGAAUCAGGAUAUGAUGCUUGAAAACACUGGGUGUGAAUCCGGCGUACAUCUUCACAUCUUGUUUUUAACGUUUCUACCCGCAUUAAAGAUGAUUAUCUUCAGUCAGUCAAUACAAAGUAACGAUCGGGUUAUAGCUGAUCUCACAAGACAUUUUCUGUACAUUUUCAUAAUAGGAAACAACUUGACAGUGUUGCAUUGUAGUUAGUGUUGAGCAGUGUUGUGCAGUGUUGAGCAGUGUUGAGCAGUGUUGGAUAGUGUUAGGUGGACAACUCAACACAGAUUAGGAGAAAACAAUACGGCUGUACUUUGUUCUCGUGUACAUACUCGCGGAAAAAAGAAAGCGUGCAUGUGUCUUACCCCCAGUGCAUUAUCGAAACUUCAUUGUUUCAAAGAAUCAUGUUUUAAUUGUGUUUAGAAGCUUAGUUAAGGAUGUUUAGUUUUCAAUUUCACGUGAUGCCUCACAGUUUUGGUGUUUCAUGCACAUUUCAUGGUUACAUUUAUGUUAUUUCAAUUCACUUGUGUUCCUAAACAUUGACGUGAAGCGACAAAAACCAAAGACGACGACUUCUACUGACGCUAGUGUGUGUUGUACACAGAUCAGUCUUGAUAGCAAUAAAAUACUUUUAACCAAAAUCACAAUAGCUGCUAUUACCUUAAUAUGAUAACGGUUAGGCGUUUGCUGAUAUAUAUUGUAUUCGUACGGUGAUAAUCGUCGUAAUCCGGACGAUACCUUUCUCAGUGAAGUUAUCUGGAUUUAACAGUAAUGAAUAACAAAUCUAGAUAACUACUCGUGUACGAAGAAUGUUCCUUUCAAUAGUGUAUAGACGCAUAUAAGGCACACAAAAUGCGUUAUAGCGAAGUUGAUGAAGACCAAAAUAUAUUAAAAUGUGAAAACUGUGAUUAUAUGGUUAUCAAAGAGAAUACAGUUUUCUUCUGGUUUGCCCUCAUUAUACAGAAAGUAGAAAUAAGUAUCCCGAAUUAUCACAACUACCCCUGGAAGGUGGUUUUAUGGACCAACAGUGUCCGGAUUAACGAGGUUUUACUGUAGAGGAAAGGUUUAGUACUUUUGAUUUGCUUGCCGUGAAAUGCGACUAUGCUUGGAAGAGGCGACUAACGGGAUCGGGUAGUCAGGCUCGCUGUCUUGGCUGAUGCAUGUCAUCGAAUCCAAAUGGCGUGGAUCGAUGAUCAUGAUGUCAAUCACUGGAUUGUCUGGUCCAGACUCGAUUAUUUACAAACCGCCGUCAUAUAGCUGGAAUAUUGCUGAGUGUGGCGUUAAACAAUAAACAAACAAAACACUUACAUUGACUGAUGAAAAUCAUUAUAGUUAGAUUCUUACGUGGGUAUUAUGUUUUAAGCAUGUUGUACACAGUUCUUCUAAGAAUACUUUUAUUACAAUACAAAUGCAUAUCUUGGGUGACGACUGUAACUUGUUACAUGAUGGUGACAGUGACAAUGCAUGAUCAGAUAUUGCCAUAUAUGUAUGAUUGAUGGAGAUGCAUAUUUUCAGUUGCUUAAUAUAUUUGCCUGGUUGAUAUCAACACUUGUUUCUCUGCCGUCCACUAGAACAUUGUGAUAGACUAAUAAACUAUGUCGACUAGU
Molecule: messenger RNA, 5837 nt
Organism: Haliotis rufescens (red abalone)
Lineage: Eukaryota; Metazoa; Mollusca; Gastropoda; Lepetellida; Haliotidae
Exons: 22
Coding region: 487-4182 (1231 amino acids)
Molecular function (GO): protein binding
Source: RefSeq, a predicted model, not a curated record